AUGACCCCCACUCGCGGCAAUGAGGAAAUAGAGGGGCGCACUUAUAAAGACUAUGCCUACAGCCCUGUACCAGUGAGUUCCCUUACGGCGGUGAAUGGUACACCCCCGGUCAGAGAAUCGGUGGAAUUGGACACACGGAACUCGUCAUUACGCGCCAACGGACAUAGUGUUGCCGAAGACAUGACGGAGGAGGGUUCCAAGCGCGUCCAGUUCCUGGCUGCUGCGGCGGGUAACCUGUCCGUUCUUGCGACUGGUGUGACGAUGGGAUGGACAAGUCCAGUUCUUCCUCUCUUGGAGAAGAAUGGCGGACCUUUGGGAUCGAAAAUCACCAGCGAACAGAGUUCCUGGAUAGGGUCUCUGAUGGCCCUCAGUCCUAUUGUCGGCAGCUUCGUGGCGGGAUACCUUGGAGAAAGACUGGGCCGUAAACGAGCGUUGUUAUCUUGCGUGGUGCCGUUUUUAAUUGGAUGGAUACUUGUCGCCUCUGCAGGUCACAUUGCUCAGCUUUACGUCGCUCGAUUAAUAUUUGGAUUGGCUCUGUCUGUCGUAUUCACGAUUCUCCCUAUGUAUUGCGGCGAAAUUGCCGAGAUGUCAAUCAGAGGAGCGUUGGGCUCUUUUCUUCAGCUCUUUAUCGUGAUCGGUUUCUUAUACGCCUAUUCUAUUGGACCGUUUGUUAGUUACACCGUUUUUUGGAUUCUCUGUGGGAUCAUACCGAUAAUUUUCUUCUUCUCCUUUAUUAUGAUGCCGGAAUCUCCGUACUUCCUGCUUGGUCAGGGCCGCAGAGAUGAAGCGAUCGCAUCUCUGGCGAAGCUCCGAAGCAAAUCCAAAGCGGCUGUUCAGAAGGAGGCUGAUGAAAUACAGGCGAUACUCGACGAGGCUUUUAAGAAUCAAGUUAGCAUCUCGGAUCUGUUCAAGGUGAAGGCGAACUUCAAGGCACUGCUCCAUACUUGUGCCUUGGUUUCCUUUCAGCAGUUUACCGGUAUCAAUGUCGUGCUGUUCUAUAUGCAGAAUAUUUUCAUGGCUGCUGGAGGUGCUGUGCCAACAGAUGUAGCACCGAUUAUCAUUGGAGUGGUGCAAGUGUUAGCGUCAGCGGUGACACCUGUAGUUGUCGACAGGUCAGGUAGAAGGAUGCUUCUCGUUAUCUCCGGCAUCGGAGAGACAGUCAGUUUGUGUGCCCUAGGCUUGUAUUUCUACUUGAAAGAAGUACAGCACGCGGAUGACGUCGUGGAACAGAUAUCCUGGUUGCCGACGGUCUCCCUCGUCAUCUUCAUUGCCACAUACUGUUUGGGCUGGGGUCCUCUUCCGUGGGCGGUGAUGGGCGAAAUGUUCGAUCCGAAUGUCAAGGCCAAGGCUUCCGGUAUAACGGUUUCCGUCUGCUGGUUCCUGGCCUUCCUCCUUACCAAGUUCGUCAGUAACCUCCAGGAGGCAUUAGGCAAUUACGUGAACUUCUGGUUAUUCGCGGGAUUCUGCUUUGUCAGUAUCCUCUAUACGGUAUUCUUACUGCCCGAAACGAAAGGCAAGACACUUCAGCAAAUUCAGGACGAACUUAACGGAGUGACUUCGACUGCAAGCGUCGAGAACGGGUUGAAAAAGUGAGACGAGAUCACUCGCGUACGAUUAUUUUGACGGUAUAUGCUGAACACUCGAUGAAUUCAAGAAGAGAUUAGAUAUUUUUUAAAAAAUAAGUAAAGUUUUACAUUUUUAUGACAUAUUUAGGAAUUUGAUGUCUUUUGUAGAAAAGAGGAAUCAAGUAAGAUUAUCAGAAACGCGGAUAAUAUAUGUGCCUAUUCUACUGCCAAAUUUGUACACAUAUAGAUACUAUGGGUAAAAAAGAAAUAUUUUUUAAGCAAUCACCAUUCAAUCUUUUAUCUUAAUGUCGCUUGAAUUAUAAAGAAAAAUGGAAAACGAUUAACGCAUGAAUGAUGGCCUAAUUUAAAUAAAAUGUUCAGGAUAUCUAGAGAAAGUGUAACGAAGGAUAGACUCUAUUUUUGCUCACAUACACGCUAAUACGGUUUUCUACAUGGGACCAAAAAUACUUCGUCUUCCAAACACAUUUAUGUAACAUCUAACA
This is a messenger RNA of Cyphomyrmex costatus, 2068 nucleotides long. Its product is annotated as solute carrier family 2, facilitated glucose transporter member 8. The transcript is spliced from 6 exons. NCBI's taxonomy places the organism in Eukaryota, Metazoa, Arthropoda, Insecta, Hymenoptera, Formicidae. Gene Ontology annotation, cellular component: membrane. The record is from RefSeq and is a predicted model, not a curated record. Bases 1 to 1593 code for a protein of 530 amino acids. Gene Ontology annotation, biological process: transmembrane transport; carbohydrate transport. Gene Ontology annotation, molecular function: sugar transmembrane transporter activity.